AUGGCCGGAGGAGGUUUCGCCACCAGUGCAGGCGGCGGUGAAUUCGAAGCAAAGAUAACUCCGAUUGUUAUUAUUUCAUGUAUCAUGGCUGCCACCGGUGGUCUCAUGUUCGGUUACGACGUCGGUGUUUCAGGUGGUGUGACAUCUAUGCCACCAUUUUUGAAGAAAUUCUUUCCUGCUGUAUACAAAAAGACAGUGUUAGAGAAAGAGAUAAACAGUAACUACUGCAAAUAUGACAACCAGGGACUUCAACUUUUUACAUCGUCCUUGUAUUUAGCCGGUUUAACAUCAACUUUCUUCGCUUCCUAUACAACUAGGACUUUGGGAAGAAGACUCACCAUGUUGAUUGCUGGUAUUUUCUUCAUUGGCGGUGUUAUCUUCAAUGCCGCUGCUCAAAAUCUUGCCAUGCUUAUCGUUGGAAGAAUCUUACUUGGUUGUGGUGUUGGUUUUGCUAAUCAGGCUGUGCCAGUGUUUCUAUCAGAAAUUGCUCCUUCAAGAAUACGUGGUGCUUUGAAUAUACUUUUCCAACUUAAUGUCACUAUUGGCAUUUUGUUUGCUAAUCUGGUUAAUUAUGGCACCAACAAAAUCAAAGGUGGUUGGGGAUGGAGACUAUCUCUUGGUUUGGCCGGGAUCCCGGCACUUCUCCUAACGGUUGGCGCCCUCUUGGUUGUAGACACUCCCAACAGUCUCAUCGAGCGCGGUCGCUUGGAUGAAGGAAAAGCUGUACUCAAAAAGAUUCGUGGUACUGAUAAUGUUGAGCCAGAGUUCUUAGAACUUGUCGAGGCAAGUCGCGUGGCUAAAGAGGUUAAACACCCUUUUAGGAACCUUCUCAAGCGCAGGAACCGUCCUCAACUCGUCAUUUCUAUCGCCUUGCAAAUAUUCCAACAAUUCACUGGCAUCAACGCGAUCAUGUUUUACGCACCAGUGUUAUUCAACACAUUAGGAUUUAAGAAUGAUGCUUCACUCUAUUCUGCGGUGAUAACCGGAGCUGUCAAUGUCCUCUCUACAAUUGUGUCUAUUUACACAGUCGACAAACUUGGUCGUCGCAUGUUGCUAUUAGAAGCCGGUGUACAAAUGUUCUUCUCACAAUUGGUAAUCGCAAUCCUUCUCGGAAUCAAAGUAACUGAUCAUUCCUCAGAUCUUUCAAAAGGCUAUGCAAUCUUUGUUGUCAUCAUGGUAUGCACAUUUGUUUCUGCUUUUGCUUGGUCUUGGGGUCCACUUGGUUGGCUUAUACCAAGUGAGACAUUUCCAUUGGAGACACGUUCAGCCGGACAAAGUGUAACCGUAUGUGUCAACUUGCUUUUCACCUUUGUAAUUGCUCAAGCUUUUCUCUCCAUGUUGUGCCAUUUCAAGUUUGGUAUAUUCUUGUUCUUCUCUAGCUGGGUUUUGGUUAUGUCUGGUUUUGUGUUUUUCUUGGUGCCUGAGACAAAGAACAUACCAAUUGAAGAAAUGACAGAGAGAGUGUGGAAGCAGCAUUGGUUUUGGAAGAAGUUUAUUGAAGAUGAUUAUGAUAAUGUGGAUUAUGCUAAGAAUAAAAGUAAUGGAUAUGAUUCUCAGUUGUAA
Molecule: messenger RNA, 1563 nt
Organism: Lathyrus sativus (Indian pea)
Lineage: Eukaryota; Viridiplantae; Streptophyta; Magnoliopsida; Fabales; Fabaceae
Source: the annotation of a GenBank genome assembly